This is a messenger RNA of Myotis daubentonii (Daubenton's bat), 939 nucleotides long. Its product is annotated as olfactory receptor 51B2-like. Gene Ontology annotation, cellular component: plasma membrane. Gene Ontology annotation, biological process: G protein-coupled receptor signaling pathway. The record is from RefSeq and is a predicted model, not a curated record. Lineage: Eukaryota; Metazoa; Chordata; Mammalia; Chiroptera; Vespertilionidae. Gene Ontology annotation, molecular function: olfactory receptor activity; G protein-coupled receptor activity.
AUGUGGCCCAAUAUUAGUGCUGCCCCCUUUCUGCUGACUGGCUUCCCAGGCCUGGAAACAGCUCAUCACUGGAUCUCCAUCCCCUUCUUUGCAGUCUAUGUCUCUGUGCAUUUUGGCAAUGGCACUCUCCUCUACCUAAUCAAGAAUGACCACACUCUCCAUGAACCCAUGUACUAUUUCCUUGCCAUGCUGGCGGGAACAGAUCUGAUGGUAACAUUGACCACGAUGCCAACUGUAAUGGGUGUAUUAUGGCUGAAUCAUCGGGAGAUGAGCCACGGAGCCUGUUUCCUGCAGGCCUACUGUAUUCACUCUCUUUCCAUUGUAGAAUCAGGUAUCUUGCUUGCCAUGGCCUAUGACCAUUUUAUUGCCAUUCGCAGUCCCUUGAAAUAUACUUCCAUUCUCACCAAUACUCGAGUGGUAAAGUUAGGGAUGGGAGCUUUUAUGAGGGGUUUUAUAUCCAUUGUGCCUGUCAUUGUGCGUCUUUUUUCAUUUCCAUAUUGUCACUCUCACGUUCUCUCUCAUGCUUUCUGUCUUCACCAAGAAAUCAUGAAACUGGCCUGUGCUGACAUAACUUUCAAUAGACUGUACCCUGUAAUUCUGAUUUUUUUAACAAUCUUCUUAGACUCUUUGAUCAUCCUUUUCUCCUAUAUCCUAAUUCUUAAGACAGUCAUGGGCGUAGCCUCUGGUAAAGAGAGAGCCAAGGCCCUCAAUACCUGUAUCUCCCACAUCGGUUGUGUCCUCAUCUUCUAUGUCACUGUUAUCGGUCUGUCAUUUAUUCAUAGGUUUGGGGAAAAUGUGCCACAAGCGGUCCACAUUAUAAUGAGCUAUGUAUACUUUCUCUUUCCUCCUUUAAUGAAUCCUAUCAUUUACAGCAUCAAGACCAAGCAAAUUCAAUAUGGCAUUCGCCGCCUUUUAACUAAACAUACAAUUGAAAGUUAA